UUAGGUCCAUGCAACCUAAAGAACAACAACAACAAAUUUUCGGGAAUUGUGGCCCGAAAUGAUCGUUUUUUUCCAUUUGCUUCUAGCAUUUGUAAAAGAGUUUGUUACAUUUAAAAAGGAUAAAAAAGAUCAAGCGGUUCAAGUGUCGGAGAAGUAUUUCAUCAGGAUCGAAACUCUUUUAAAUGCUAUAAGAAAGCACAAUAAGGAUCAGCGACAUUCUAGUAAAGGUCAUCAUACAAGAAGAAUAAUGUACCAGGAUCUCUAUUCAGACUCAGACUCUGAUGAUGGUUUUGUGCUGUCCUCAGAAACUAGUUCUGGCUUGUUGGAAGAUAAUACAACAUUUAUACCUGAACCUCAUCAUGUAAACAUUCCAGAGGAGGUUGAUAGACCUGGUGCCGGAAAGAAUCUAGUUCCAACUACUGUAAAACAAGGUUUGGAGAAACAGUCACUGAGUCAUCAUCUUGCAGCUCAAGCCACACAACAUAAACCCGUUGGCCGGGGUUUUGGAAAGGGCCUUGUGUCAACGAAACCCCAGCAUGAAAUUGGUGCAUGCAAGACAAAAGGGACACCAGAUACUGAAGGAAAUGUUAAGCAAAGAACUGCUUCUUCUAAACCCAGUACCGGAUCUUACGGAAGAGGUCGCGCAAGAAAAUUACAAGCAAAUAUUUCUCAGGGAAAAGACAGUGUAGGACAUUUUUCUAGUAAAGUUCAAGAUAGGGAUGAUACAAAUAUACAUGGUAAAGUUGUUGAAGAACAAAGUGUUGGAAAUAGUUAA
Ruditapes philippinarum (Manila clam) is the source of this 775-nucleotide messenger RNA. RefSeq lists its product as uncharacterized. NCBI's taxonomy places the organism in Eukaryota, Metazoa, Mollusca, Bivalvia, Venerida, Veneridae. The transcript is spliced from 3 exons. The record is from RefSeq and is a predicted model, not a curated record. Bases 59 to 775 code for a protein of 238 amino acids.